Messenger RNA from Limulus polyphemus (Atlantic horseshoe crab), 816 nucleotides. RefSeq names its product ubiquinone biosynthesis protein COQ9, mitochondrial-like (gene Coq9). Gene Ontology annotation, biological process: ubiquinone biosynthetic process. The record is from RefSeq and is a predicted model, not a curated record. The coding region runs from base 1 to 477 and encodes 158 amino acids. The transcript has 5 exons. Lineage: Eukaryota; Metazoa; Arthropoda; Merostomata; Xiphosura; Limulidae. Gene Ontology annotation, molecular function: lipid binding. Gene Ontology annotation, cellular component: mitochondrial inner membrane.
AUGCGGAAGAAAUAUAUUGAAAAAGGUUUUAAGAACUUCAUUGAAAUUAAUUUUGAGUUGUUCUGUUCUUUAAGUAGUAAUAUUUAUGUCAUUCAGAAUAAGUUUUUUUAUUCUCUCUCACAGGCUUUAGCCAUUAUGUCUCUACCACAAAAUGUUCCAACAGCAUUGAGUAACUUAUUGGAUCUGGUGGAUACUAUCUGGUUUUAUGCUGGUGAUAAAAGUGUAGAUUUUAACUGGUAUACAAAACGACUUUCAUUAGCAGCAGUAUACAAGGCCACAGAGUUAUGUUUUCUUCAAGAUUCAUCUUCAGACUAUGUUGAUACCUGGGAGUUUUUAGAUCGGCGUAUUGAUGAUAUCCAGUACUUUGGGAAAACUGUUAAACAGGCACAACAGACCAGAGAAAUUUUAGCUGAAGUAGCAGGAUCAGGACUCAUAGUUCUACAGAAUAUUCUUGGAUUAAAUAGACUAGGAAGAUGAGGUGGAUAUGUUACAUUUUUUUUGCUUUUUUAUCGUUUAAUACUAGAUUCUUCAUUGCUCAUCAACAGUAAGUCAUAAAUGGAAAUAUGUGGAAUAUGUUAAUUCUAAUUUUAAUAACCUGAAAAAGCAAAAAAAUGUAAUUUCUUUCUGAGAAAAAUAAAAAGUAAUAAUAGCCAAUUUGUUUCUUCCAAUUCUAAAAGCUUUAAAUUAUCAAUGUUUAAAAUAUUUAAAUGAAUAGUUAAAUAUUUGUACAUUGUUGCUUAUGUAUCCUUUUGGAAAGGAGAUCUUAAAAUGUUCGAAUGUCAAGAGUAAAAUAAAGGCUUUGAUUCUAAAACAAUA